Molecule: messenger RNA, 4785 nt
Organism: Mucor velutinosus
Lineage: Eukaryota; Fungi; Mucoromycota; Mucoromycetes; Mucorales; Mucoraceae
Exons: 10
Coding region: 1-4785 (1594 amino acids)
Molecular function (GO): protein binding
Source: RefSeq, a predicted model, not a curated record
AUGGAAGAGCAAUUCCAGGUCAAUUCUGGUGAUGUUCGACCCCCAACACAGCCCACAAAUGUGCUUUCACAUCAACUCACCAACAACACCUAUGCUAAUUUUCAAUUUAAUACCAAUGGCACAAGAAGAAAAACAAAGGAAACCGUGCGCUCCACAACAAAGCUGAAAUUGGAGCGGAUUCUUGGGCUCACAUCCACAUCGUCUAAUAUACUAGCAACAGCAAAUGACUUGAUUGCUUAUGCAGCAGGAGCUGUUGUUGUUAUUUACAACCACAAACGAAACAAACAAGUGGCAUUUCUGUAUCCCCCAGCUGUCACUCAGUCAACAACAGCAAACAAUGCGAGCAACAUCAACAGCAGCAAUUUGAACCAGCCCUCCUCCAUGCCAUUGAUCACACCACUGGGCGGAGGAAACAACAACAAUAACGAAAUACUGACCACAUCACAGAACAUACCUGCGGAUGAGAAGAAAUCGACACCAGCCAGCAAUCGUGCGAAACCCAUCAGCUGCUUGGCAUUCUCACCUGAUGGAAAUUACCUGGCCGCAGGAGAGAUGGGCCAUCAACCUCGCAUUUUCAUCUGGGAUGUCAAAGAGAAAAAGCUGCUUCGAGAGUUCAGAUCGCACAAAUUUGGAGUGCUUUCAUUGACGUUUUCCCCGAAUAUGCGAUACUUGGUUUCAGUUGGAUUUCAGCACGAUGGAUAUCUCUAUGUGUGGGAUUGGAAAAAGGGGAUUAAAUUGGCUGGCAACAAGGUGACGAGUCGAGUAAACGCUGUAUCGUUUUCAAAAGAUGGAUCUUACUUUGUCACGGCUGGAUUGAGACAUGUCAAAUUCUGGUAUUUGGAUGCGCGAGGUCGAAUUCCCAAAAGAGGCAACUUGUCAUCCAGGGAAACGCAAGUUUUAGAUGGUAGAUCAGGAAUACUGGGUGUACUACGAGAUGCUAAUUUUGUCAAUGUCGCUUGCGACCGGAGUAGCAAUACUGGUUACACCUACUUCAUCACGGACGCUGGUAUUUUGUGUAUCUUUAAGGAGGGACGAGUCAUUGACAAAUGGGUGGAUCUUCAGGUGAAAAAUGCCUAUUCAAUUGCAGUUUCGUCAAAUUAUGUGAUAUGUACCUGUUCAGAAGGCGUCAUUCGGCUGUUUGAACCAAUUACACUAAAAUAUGCAGGAAUAUUGCCUAAACCUCAUCCUUUGGGUACUGACAUUAGCUUGGUCAUAUCGCCUGAUAUGGUGCGUCCAGCAGAUGCCUCGACAUGCUAUCCAGAUGCUGUGGCCAUGGUGUACGAUGAAAAGGUGCAGCGAGUCAUCUCGGUUUACUCGGACCGUAGUCUGUACGUUUGGGACAUUCGGGACCUGACAAAGAUUGGCAAGUACCGCAGCUUCAUCUUUCAUAGUGAUUGUGUGUGGGGUGUCGAGCCAUGUCCAACUGUAGAGCGCGAGGAUAAUGCCAUACCAUUGAAUUCAUUUGCCACCUUUUCAGGAGAUGGCACCAUUCGCAUCUGGAACCUGGACAACCCUAUCUACUCCUCGUCUUCAUCUCCUUUAUCGCCACAACAACAGCUGAAUCGAGCCAUCAUGUCUCCCAGCAGCAGUACCGCUGUGGGUGCGCAUCGCCGUAACAUAUACUCCCGAGAGCUAGUCAAGAUGAUAUACGCUGAUCCAGACGCUGCUGAAUUUUCAAAGGUGAAAGGAGACCUCGAAUUUACCGAGGACCAAUGCCCUGACUUUGGAAUUCGAUCACUUAAAAUGAGCGCUGAUGGACACAUCAUGGCCAGUGGUGAUCGAAAUGGUAACUUAAGGGUGCACGAUAUGAAUUCUUGGGAGAUGCUCGCUUAUCAAGAAGCGCAUGAUUCUGAAAUUUUGUCUAUUGAUCUCACAACGCCUCGAAGCAAAGAUGCACCUAGCUUGAUUGCUACCGCCAGCAGAGACCGAUUACUGCAUAUUUUCGAUAUGAAAGCCAACUGUCAGCUUGUUCAGAGCUUAGACGAUCAUUCUUCAUCCAUCACAGCAGUGAAAUUCUCAGAAGAUGCCAACAGACUCAUCAGUUGUGGUGCUGAUAAAGGCAUUAUAUUUCGCAAUCGCACCCAUCCAGUGACACCGUUCCACGAUCCAUCACCCCGACCUUACUCUACAUACCACAAUUACUCGGGAAGAAGCACCGUAUUCGACAUGGCACUUGACGUGAACGGCCGCUAUGUGGCUACUGUCACUGGCGAGCGAAAGCUGUAUGUUUUGAGCGUGGAAUCUGGAAAGCCUUUUCGCAUCUGCAAGCCAGAGACAUCAGAAGAGGUUGGAAAAGCGUCGGAAAACUCGGGAGGCAGUUUGAUCAACAUUGACUUGGACCCAUUCUCUGGCACAUAUGCUGUUACCAGUGGCUCUGAUCGCUGCGUCAGAUUGUUUGAUCUCACAAACAGCACCUGCAUUGAAAAAGUGUGUGCUCAUUCAGAGCUGAUUACUGCUGUUAAAUUUGUUCGAACCAACACAGAGGAAAACGGCUUACGUGUAGUGAGUACAUGCUCAGAUGGUACGAUAUUUGUGUGGAAAGUCAGCCAAGAAAUCAUAGCCAAGAUGUGCGCAAGAGCCAGCGAGCGAGACUCCAAGAUGCGACAACAGCAAAGGGCAUCAGUCGACGAGGACAGUGCCAGCUAUGUUACAGACGAGAAGAGGGAUCUUUUGCUUCUUCAGCACAGCAACAAGCGGGUUAGACGAGUGUCGACGGCUACAGCCAUACGCCCCACCGCUAGCAUCUCACAGAUGAUCCGGCAAGGCGAAAGAAGAACAUUUUCAACCAUGUCACCCGCAGAGCAAAAGUACGAUGAUUUGUACAAGAAAAUUGCCAUCUCCUCGGGGCGGCGCAACAACAAUCGAGAUAACGUACCAAGCAACACGAAUAUACCCAACAAUACCACCCACAUUAUGCAUUCUCAUCCUCAUCAAACACAAACUGGCGACACUCAGGCACCAGUGUCACCUAUCACUACAACAGCGCCUCAUACCAACCGCAUCUUGAACCCUAACAGCAACAGAGCCUUGUUUGGACGCAAAGAUAAUAGAAUCGCCACUUCUCAACCUGCCUUACAAGACGCCAGCAAUGAUAGAAAGUCUCCUCCUGAGCGCAUCGGGGGCAAACUAGACAGACUCUAUAACGGCCUUCCUACUAGCGGCAAUGGUAGCAGGGACAGAACGAUGAGCCAAGUGACGCCACCAGCAGGUCUGGUUCAAUACCGUCAACAACAGCAGCAGGUUCUUUCGUCUCCUUCGAAUCAUGCUGGCAGAACGAACCCGGUUCUCCGUCGAGCCAUGUCCAAAGAUACCUUGAAAAAGGAGCACGAGUCUAGUAGAAAGUCCCCUACGCCAUACAAUAUGAAACAGCAACUUCAGGAACGAGAAACAUCUGGAUCGCCCGUGAUCAACAGAAGAAGCAGCCAGCCUGCGUUUUCAAACGCAAACAUUACAAACAGACGGUUGAGCGAUCAUCCUGUUACUGUGAAGGCUGAUACACGAGACACGUUUGAGAAUGAAACAUGCAAAUCCAUCACUGAAGACGGAUCAGACAAUGAUGCUGAUGUGGAUGACAACAAUCGAGACCAAGAGGAAGACGACGAAGAAGAGGAAGAAGAAGACGACGAAGAAGAGGAAGAAGAAGAAGAGGAGGAGGAGGAGAUCAUAUUUACGCCGGAACAGGACAAGAUCAGCAAGCCCUUUGAAGUUUCGCUGCACCACGCGCCGUCCAUUGAAGAAGUGGGGGAUGAUGAAGAUGGCCGAAACACGCCUGUUUCAGACAAUGAAACACAUAGUAAAGCAGAUGAAGAUGAAGAUGGAUCAAGCGAAGAUAAUGUAGAUGAUGCAAUUAAUCGUGAUAUCGUUGCUCGAGAGCCACCUCGCGUUUCAACUUCGCUUAGUCGAACAACAAGCUCUGCCAAUAGUAACCGCCGUCGUAGUAACUUGUUUGACACUGCUGGAAGAACAUCUUCUGAUCUGCUACUGCCUUCUUCUCCUCCCUGUGAAGAGCAAGACACGACUUUAUCCAUGAAUGCUACCGCCACUACGCCAUCAAACACUGCUUUCAAGGAAAUCCAAAAGAAACUGGAAAAAGCUGCUAAACGACAGAGUAUCACGGCUCGAUUCUUGUCUUCGUUGACAAAAUUAGAUGGAUUGCCUGCUGCAGCACCGUCAUCGACAAGACCUUCAUUAAAUCACGUCAUGACCACAUUUCAGGAACUCUCGUCUACCGGUGGUGCUGCUUCUGCUGCAAAGCCGACAGCCAAAACAUCGACUCUGCCACCAACAUCUCCCAUACGUCAUGUGUGGAUGGAUGACGACUCGGAAACAGUUAUACCAAACGCAAAAUUAGUUAUCGAGAUUGCACCUCCUAAUCAACCUGAGGAAAGGAAACAGGACAUCAUCGCACCCUCAAAAAAGACUACCGACAAACAAACGAGUGAGCCUAAACCUACUGCUCAACAACAGCACGACGAUUCAUCAUUGGACAAUGCACUUGCAGACUUGGAUGGCGUUUCUAUACUUCUGGAUAGUGUGUUGGAGGUGUAUCUGACUAAAUUGAAAUCAGCUAAUAACAAUCAUCGGCAGCAGAGAGCAAUGUCUACUAUAGAAGAGAAACUAAAUGGGGUAGCUGACAAGAUUAACAAGAGUCUACAAAAGGAUAGUCCUCCAAAACCAACUGACCAAAGCACAGCCACAGAGAAAACCUCGCCCGAGACGAUUGAUCUGCUGGAAAAAUACUCUGCAAUGCUACUCAACAUGGUUGAAAGUAAGCUCAAUAAAUAG